AUGCUAAGAUCGGCCAGAGUAACAAAAGCAGAGAAAAAAGUAAUGGGAAAGCACAGCAUUGGAGAGAGGAAUGAAAAUAGAGACAGACUAAUAGAAUUUUGUGAAACAAACGAAUUAGUGAUAGGAGAAAGCCUUUUCCCUCACAAAAACAUCCACAAAACGACCCCGGAAUCACCCGAUGGCAAAACAAAGAACCAAAUCCACCACAUUAUGAUAAGUCAAAGAUGGAGAAGCUCGUUGCAUGAUGUAAGAGCUAUGAGAGGAGCAGAUGUUAACUCCGACCACCACAUGAUACUAGCCAAAGUAAAAAUCAAACUGGCAAAGAACGCAAAAAUUGAGACAAAGAGAAUAAAAUACAAUGUAGACAAGCUGAAAAACCUGAUUGAUAAGGACAUAUUCCAAUUAGAACUAAGGAAUAGAUUCAGUGCACUAUACAGUGAGGAUCAAGAACUAGAUAUUGAGGGUGAAUGGACUGCUGGAAGGGCUAUCAUCAAGAAUACACGUGAAGAAGUCUUAGGAAGGAAAAUCAACAAGAAGAAAGAAUGGAUGUCUGAUACCACAUAA
This is a messenger RNA of Saccostrea cuccullata (small rock oyster), 564 nucleotides long. RefSeq lists its product as uncharacterized. The transcript has a single exon. The record is from RefSeq and is a predicted model, not a curated record. NCBI's taxonomy places the organism in Eukaryota, Metazoa, Mollusca, Bivalvia, Ostreida, Ostreidae. Bases 1 to 564 code for a protein of 187 amino acids.